AUGUCUGAUGCUACAGAGUUCAAGCUCUAUCAUUACAAACCCUCUUUGGCAGCAGCCGUCACAUUCGUCAUCUUGUUCACGUUCGUCUCCUUGCGACACGUCCAGUUGCUCUUCAGCACAAGAACGUGGUGUUUCAUCCCUUUCUUGAUAGGAUGUCUUUUUGAAGCGGUUGGUUACGUUGGACGGGCUCUCAAUGCCAGGGAAAGCCCUGACUGGACGCUGAAGCCAUAUAUCAUCCAAAGCACUUUGACUUUGCUCGGUCCGACAUUCUAUGCUGCAUCUAUCUACAUGGUACUUGGACGACUCAUCCGACUGCUGGAUGCGGGGCAUCAUUCGAUGAUAAAACCCAAAUGGCUUACAAAGUUUUUUCUACUAGGAGACGUACUUUCUUUUCUCAGUCAAGGCGGUGGCGGCGGCAUGCUCACUUCUGCCAAGACUGAGUCAUCGCAGAAACUGGGAAACAACAUCAUUCUUCUUGGACUUGGCAUCCAGAUUAUCUUUUUCGGAUUUUUCAUGGUCGUUAGUGUGGUAUUCCAUUUUCGCAUCACACAAAGACCAACGUCGACAUCACGAUCUACAAAUGCCCCCUGGCGGCAACUCCUCUGGCUACUCUAUGGAGGAAGUCUGCUUAUCAUGGUGCGUUCUAUGUAUCGUAUGGUAGAGUACGCACAAGGGAACAACGGGGCGUUGAUGCAAAAAGAGAUGUACGUCUACGUGCUUGACGCGACAACUAUGUUCAUCGUUGCGGGUGUGUUCGCAAUCUGGUAUCCUGGUAAGAUGCUCAAGGAGCACACCAAGAUACACGAUUACGUCGACGCUGCCACAGAGCUGCAUGGCUAUCCAGUGGUAGAAGGUAGUAAACGGAAAUUAGGAGUAUGA
Boeremia exigua is the source of this 879-nucleotide messenger RNA. Its product is annotated as RTA1 like protein-domain-containing protein. Gene Ontology annotation, cellular component: membrane. Bases 1 to 879 code for a protein of 292 amino acids. The record is from RefSeq and is a predicted model, not a curated record. The transcript is spliced from 3 exons. Lineage: Eukaryota; Fungi; Ascomycota; Dothideomycetes; Pleosporales; Didymellaceae.